Glycine soja is the source of this 1160-nucleotide messenger RNA. RefSeq names its product octanoyltransferase LIP2p, chloroplastic-like. The transcript is spliced from 3 exons. Bases 83 to 964 code for a protein of 293 amino acids. NCBI's taxonomy places the organism in Eukaryota, Viridiplantae, Streptophyta, Magnoliopsida, Fabales, Fabaceae. Gene Ontology annotation, biological process: protein lipoylation. Gene Ontology annotation, molecular function: lipoyl(octanoyl) transferase activity. The record is from RefSeq and is a predicted model, not a curated record. Gene Ontology annotation, cellular component: mitochondrion.
AUAGAAGAGUGAGAUGUGAAACUAGAAUGGAGGCGGCGACAAAUCAGAAACAUUAAUCCCUCCGAAGUUUUCCGACUUAAGCAUGAUUUUGUUGGGUUCAUAUUCUUUGACUUCAAUUCCCUCAUCUCCUAUAUCUCUCCGCCCCCACUCCUCUGUUGCCCAUGGAAGAAUGGUGCAGUGUUCGCGCAGAUGCGAGCUUUUCGAUCUGCAUCAGGAACUGAUCCCUUAUGACGUGGCAUGGUCUUGGCAAAAAGACAUCGUCAGGGAAAAGAAAUCACAGAUUGAGAACGAAGGAGAUUGCAGCGACACACUCAUUAUUCUGCAACACCCUUCUGUUUACACAUUGGGUACCGCUAGUACACACCACAACCUCAACUUUGACAUCGAAAAUCCACCCUUUCCUAUUUAUCGCACUGAACGCGGCGGAGAAGUUACGUUCCACGGCCCUGGCCAGCUAAUUAUGUACCCUAUUAUCAACCUCCGAAGACACAAGAUGGAUCUUCAUUGGUACCUCCGGACCCUUGAGGAGGUCGUUAUUCGUGCUCUUUCUUCAACAUUUUCAAUUCAGGCUUCUCGGGUAGAAGGUUUAACUGGUGUUUGGGUUGGAAACCAGAAACUGGCAGCUUUAGGUAUACGAGUGGCUCAUUGGAUAACCUAUCAUGGCUUAGCGCUGAAUGUCACAACGGAUUUGAGCCCCUUUAAAUGGGUCAUCCCAUGCGGAAUACGUGACCGUCAAGUGGGGAGUAUAAAGGGCUUGCUUAAAGAAGCUCAAUCAUGUAUUGCUCAUGGAACAUCUGUUUUGCACGAUUUGGAUGAUACCAGUCUUAUUCAUAUUACUUACAGGUCCUUGAUUGAAGAGUUCUCACGAGCGUUUCAGCUUGAGUACCAUUGUAAAACUAUUUCUGUACCUGUUUUGUGUAAAAGGAAACCAAGCUGUUUUUCAAAAGAAACGCAGCAAAGUUGAAUUUGUUUGAUGCAACAUGGUAGCCCACUAGUCCCUUGAUUACUGUAUAGUAUUAUGCACCAGAAUACCAAUUGCUUGCAAAAAAUAGCUAGCUGAUAACAUUAUAAACAAUUUUUGUCCACUUUUCAAAUGAAAAUUGGGGGAAACAACCAAGUGACAUUUUCAAAACAGAAUGAAUGAACUCCCAUUUUGCUUU